CGACAAAAUAUUUUUUUUUCAUUAAAUGUGUGCACUUGUUACAUUUACAAGCUUUGCUUUAGCUGCGACAUCAGCAGUUUUGCUCGUAUUGGCAGCAACUAAUGGAAAAUUAAAGAACAACACAAUGCCAUCACAGACAAACAAUAUCGAAAAUUCUAAUUACACAAAUCUGCUUGAUCCAGACGGUCCCAGUGUACAGUUUAUUUUAUUCACCAGGAGCCAUCCUCCAUUUAAUCUUCGAAUGAAUGAUCUCAAUGGAUUUACAAAUUCAGGAUUCAACAUCAGCAAUCCUGUGAAAAUAAUUAUUCAUGGAUUUCAAAGUAGCAUAGAAGAAGACAUUUUUGUGGUCAACAAAAAUGCUUAUUUAGAUUCGGGUGAUUACAAUGUAAUUGGUAUGGAUUGGUCCGUUCUCUGCGAAUUUGAGUACUUAUCAGCCAUCAGCGGAGUGCGAAAAGCUGGUAAAGUUUUAGGGCAAUUUCUCAAUUGGUUGUCUUUACUUGGAGUAGACUACAAUAAUAUCCACCUCGUUGGACAUAGUUUAGGGGCGCAUGUGGCAGGCAUUGGAGCGCAUGAAGUAAAAAACGGAAAAAUUGGACGAAUAACAGGUUUGGACCCUGCAGCUCCCGGUUUUAAGGACACAGAAGCUAAAUUAAAACUAGAUGCAAAUGAUGCAAAAAUGGUCGAUGUCGUACACACAUACAUGAAAGUAUUAAGCCUUGCACAACCUGUUGGUCAUGUUGAUUUUUACCCCAAUGGCGGAAGGCGCCAACCUGGUUGUCCUGAAAUAUCUGACAUCUGGAAGUUUACUGAAAGUGUGAUUUGUAACCAUGCUCGAGCUUAUUAUUAUUUUGCCGAAUCAAUAAGGAACAAAAGGGCUUUCAGGAGCAACAAAUGCAACAAUGUGGAGGAAGCUCUUCGAAUGCGUUGCAUUCAAACUACAAAUGUUUACAUGGGGCAGGUCGACUCUUAUAAGAACGGGUUAUAUUUUUUCAGGACCAAUCCCAAGAAACCCUACAGUUUAAGUCGGUGAAUUAUUAAUAUUUAGUGAUCCACAACCGGGAAAAUAUAUCAGCCUUUAUU
Messenger RNA from Tribolium madens (black flour beetle), 1080 nucleotides. RefSeq names its product phospholipase A1 member A-like. The coding region runs from base 26 to 1030 and encodes 334 amino acids. Gene Ontology annotation, biological process: lipid metabolic process. The record is from RefSeq and is a predicted model, not a curated record. Gene Ontology annotation, molecular function: lipase activity. The transcript is spliced from 7 exons. NCBI's taxonomy places the organism in Eukaryota, Metazoa, Arthropoda, Insecta, Coleoptera, Tenebrionidae.